AUGGCUGACAUUUGGCUUCUAUCACUUCUCUUCCUGAUCACUUUUCUGUUUAUCGCUUCUUUCAAACACUCAAAAAGGCAGAACCACCGGAAAGCACCUUCUCCUCCUGGCUUUCCGAUCAUCGGAAACUUACACCAGAUCGGAGAGCUACAACAUCAAUCUCUAUGGAAUCUCUCAAAGAAGUAUGGUCCAGUGAUGCAUUUGAAGCUUGGAAAAGUCCCAGCCGUCGUUCUUUCUUCCUCUGAAACAGCAAGAAAAGCUCUAAAAGACCAUGACCUCGACUGUUGUGGCCGUCCUAGCUUAGCAGGACCAAGAGAUCUGUCUUACAACUGUCUUGACAUUAAUUUCUCUCCUUUUGGUGAUUACUGGAAAGACAUAAGGAGGCUCACCGUUCAAGAACUCUUGAGUAAUAGAAAAGUUCACUCGAUUCAACCAAUCAAGGACGAGGAGGUCAAGAAACUGAUGGAUUCAAUGGCCGAAUCAGCUUCUCAGAACAUUCCCGUUAACUUGAACGAGAAGUUUCUUAACUUAACCAUUAGUGUGAUAUGUAGGGCAGUGUUUGGUGUGAGUUUCGAGGACACUGUGCUUAGCAAUCACACACUAUAUAAGUUAAUUCGUGAGGCAUACAUGAUGUUAGGAAGCUUCUCUGCCUCUGAUUAUAUUCCUUAUGUCGGUUGGAUCAUUGACCGGUUCACUGGUUUAAAAGGGAGGAGAGACAAAAGCGUGCGAGGUCUCGAUGAGUUCUAUGAACAAAUGUUUGAUCUGCAUAAAGUGGGAAAAGAAAGAGGGAGUGAAGAUUUUGUGGAUCUGCUCUUGAGGUUGGAGAAAGAAGAGACUGUUGUUGGAAAUGACAACCUCACAAAAAACCAUAUCAAAGCAAUCUUGAUGAACGUUCUUCUAGCAGGAAUCGACACAUCUGCAAUUUCAAUGACAUGGGCGAUGACAGAACUUGCUAGAAACCCUAGCGUGAUGAAGAAAGUUCAAUCUGAAAUCAGAAACCAACUUGGGAACAACAAAUCCAUGAUCAGCAUUGAAGACACAGAUAAGCUAAGUUAUCUGAAAAUGGUGAUCAAAGAAACAUGGAGACUACAUCCUCCAGCACCUCUUCUUGUAGCAAAAGAAGUAAUAAAUGAAUUUGAGGUCAAUGGCUACACGAUCAAACCCAAGUCAUUACUUCAUGUGAACGUUUGGGCUAUCGGGCGUGAUCCUGACACCUGGAAAGAUCCUGAGAUGUUUCUACCAGAAAGGUUUAUCGAUAGUAACAUUGACCCAAAAGGACAGAACUUUGAGUUGUUGCCGUUUGGUGCUGGCAGGAGAAUGUGUCCUGCGGUUUACAUGGGAACAACAAUGGUUGAGUUUGGUCUUGCAAAUAUGUUGUAUAAUUUUGAUUGGAAGUUACCAGAAGGCAUGGUGGUCGAAGAUAUCGACGUGGAAGAAGCUCCUGGACUCACCGUGAGCAAGAAAAAUGCUCUUCUACUUGUUCCUGUCAAGUAUUUGGAUCGUUGA
Messenger RNA from Microthlaspi erraticum, 1506 nucleotides. The record is from the annotation of a GenBank genome assembly. Lineage: Eukaryota; Viridiplantae; Streptophyta; Magnoliopsida; Brassicales; Brassicaceae.